Messenger RNA from Colletotrichum karsti, 1737 nucleotides. RefSeq lists its product as uncharacterized. The transcript has 2 exons. The record is from RefSeq and is a predicted model, not a curated record. Bases 1 to 1737 code for a protein of 578 amino acids. NCBI's taxonomy places the organism in Eukaryota, Fungi, Ascomycota, Sordariomycetes, Glomerellales, Glomerellaceae.
AUGUCCCGCAACGUUCGCAACAAGUCUUCCGCGGCUUCCCGCAAAGCCGCAAAGCGCCGCGACUCCGUCACGUCGUCCUCGUCAUUCAACUUGUCAGAUGACGACGGCUACUCUGCCGUGGAAGACAUCAGCGAUUCCUCUGAUGACGACGAGGACGAUGUCGUUGCGGCCGAGGAGGACCACAUCCUGCACGAGGUGCUGCCGCCCAGUAUCUCGAGCUCUCCUCGGCCGCCCAUUGUCCAACAAGACGAGGACGAUGAUGACGACGACGACGAAGACGACGACCAAGACCAAGAAGAAGAAGACGACGAAGAUGGCGCUGCUGACAUCGAGGACGGCGCCAGCUGGGACGGCAUCAUGUCCGAUGUCGAUGAAAGUGCCGCUUCAGACAACCAUCGCCACCACGUAUCUGAGCCCACCGAACGUCACGUUCGCUUCGACGUCCCCUCGAGUGACUCCGACUCUACCGACACCGAGGAUGACCAUGCCGAUUUCUUUCCCGACAUCUUUGUGGAUCAGAGUUCCCUCGACCCGGCAUUCCGCCGCGAGAUCGAGAAUGAUGAUGAAAAUGACGAGUCCGAGAACUCCAACUCGUUCUGGGACUACCAUGGCGACUCCCAUGGAGCUUAUGACUAUGCUCCUGGCGUCGAUUCGGACAUUGAGGACGUCAUCCAGGAACUUGGCGACGACGACACCCCUAUUGCUACACCCAUGACCAUGGGCGAAGUCUCCGAAGUGCCCACUCCGGUCGCAGCUUUCGAGGAAACUCAGGAGCUGGACGGCUACGAGACGGAUGGUGACACUACCGAGGAAGAUGAGCCUGAACCCGUUGUUCGGCGCAAGAUCAAGCGCCCCGAAAAGCCCGCCGACCAGUGGGAUGAUUCCGACACGGAUCACCCGGUCAAAGGCGAACGUGGCCAGCCGCGCGUUGGCCGCUUCAAUCUCGAUAACUCCGAGCAGAAGCCCAUUGCUGUCUUGAACCCCAUCACCCGAAAAAUGAUGAUCUUCACCCCUCACCGCCGCCGUCUUGACUUGUCUCCCGAACAGUUCAACUUCUCGUUCUUGCCUACCAUUGACGAGAACCAAAACUCGCCCAUGCUCAGCAACUCCGCCCAAAUCAUGAUGAGCGCAAUGUUCUCGUCCAACACCUUUGGUGAUUAUCUAAACACCCAGGCGAUGGGCCCCGCCGAGGCUUUCUUCCCCUUCCAAUCGGAACCCAACACUGCCGACGAGAGCUCGUCAGUGGAAAUCGAGGAAGAAGACGAGGAUGAGAUGGAGAGAAGUCUCGAUAUCAACGACUUCAUCGAGUUCGACGACACCCGCUCGUUAGACGGGGAUGAGGAAAACCAGUGGGACGGCGAACCUGUGAACCCGACCCCUGGCCGCCCACGCAGCUCGAGCGACAUUGAUCUUCACUCCCACAUCAACGCGAAUAACGUGGGGGCCUUCCGUCGUGACCAGAUCAACCAGCGCCUCAUCCUGAGCGACAAGGCCACGCAAGACUCUCUCGCCCUCAGCAGUCCUUACAACUACACUGCCCUUCGUGGUCUCAAGUCCGACCGCUUCGAGACGGCAGCUGUCCCCCUUACCCCUCUGCGGCGUUCCAAGAAGCAGAUGCGCGAUCUUGCGCGCAGCCCCCUCGAGUCUAUGUCGCAAAAGCGCAAGGCGUCCAGCGAGCUCCCAAUGAGCCACAAACGCCAACGCAGCAUCUCGGACGUCAACCUGCUACGCAUCUAG